CAAGGACCUUCUGGACCUCCAGGGGACAAGGGAAUAGCUGGUGAACCGGGACCACUUGGACCACCCGGGACUGUGGGACUGUUAGGGGAAAUUGGUCAAAAGGGUCCUCCAGGUAAAGUUGGUGAACCAGGGUUGCCAGGCGAACCUGGAGAGAAAGGGGCCAUUGGACUGGCUGGGAAUAUUGGAGAGCAAGGACUAAUAGGACAGAGGGGAGAGCCAGGCCUAGAGGGAGAAGGUGGUCCAGCUGGUCCCGAUGGAGCAAAGGGUGAAAAAGGUGACAUGGGUCAAGAGGGUGACAACGGUGAAAAGGGUGAAACUGGACUUAAGGGAAAGGAGGGUCCAAAUGGUAGUCCUGGAUUUACUGGUGUCAGGGGCCCAGAGGGGAAGCCAGGUAAAAUUGGAGAACGGGGCAAACCUGGGCCAAAGGGAGCUAAAGGCCAUAUUGGUCACCUUGGAGAGACAGGAAUGGUGGGAAAGAUUGGAUCAUCAGGAUUUGUUGGGCCAAAGGCGUCCAGAGGAACAACUGGACAUGUGGGAGCUCCAGGUCGAAUGGGUCAGCAGGGGGACACAGGUCUUCCAGGUUAUGAGGGUCAUCAGGGAAAACAAGGGCCCUUGGGGUCACCUGGACCAAAAGGUGAAAAGGGUGAACAAGGCGAUGAUGGGAAGAAGGAAGGUCCUCCUGGUCCUCAAGGUCUGAUUGGACCUCCUGGUGACAGAGGAGAGAGAGGUGAACCAGGAGACUCAGGGUACAAAGGUCAAAUUGGUGUGGAUGGAGAACGAGGCAGAACUGGAGCUCCUGGACAACCGGGGCACUCUGGACCUAGAGGCCAGCAGGGACCUAAAGGGGCCAAAGGGGACCAA
Nematolebias whitei (Rio pearlfish) is the source of this 861-nucleotide messenger RNA. Its product is annotated as collagen alpha-1(XXVII) chain A. The record is from RefSeq and is a predicted model, not a curated record. NCBI's taxonomy places the organism in Eukaryota, Metazoa, Chordata, Actinopteri, Cyprinodontiformes, Rivulidae.